Babjeviella inositovora NRRL Y-12698 is the source of this 2900-nucleotide messenger RNA. It is a transcript of the gene PTP2, whose product is annotated as tyrosine protein phosphatase. The record is from RefSeq and is a predicted model, not a curated record. Gene Ontology annotation, molecular function: protein tyrosine phosphatase activity. NCBI's taxonomy places the organism in Eukaryota, Fungi, Ascomycota, Pichiomycetes, Serinales. Gene Ontology annotation, biological process: protein dephosphorylation. The transcript has a single exon. The coding region runs from base 193 to 2493 and encodes 766 amino acids.
UUAAAAUAGUCAUAUUGCAUUAGAGUACAGUUAUGCGAUAUGUUUUCCUGGGGUGGGGCAGUAUAAAUCUCGUACAUCUCCCGCCACCUCGGGUGCAAGGUGUUCGUUAUCACUGACUAGACAUACACUGACCUUUUGUUUUGUAACUUUGAUUACAUACCACUGAGUGUCCUCACUUGUAAUAUACCAACCAUGGCUACAUCAUAUACUCCAACAAAGCUCACAAGUAGCCCAUCCGCCUCGGCUUGUGAAAUAUCCAGCCCAACUUCUCUACCAAAACCCACCACAAGUCCCUUUGGGUCAGAGAAAAUUUCUCAAGGGUUACACGGAAAUAUCAAAUCAAGCUCACAAAUGCUUCCAUUUAUGGGAUCUUCCUGUUCACCUACCAUAGGAAGUAUUCACCAGCUGCAUAAUAGAUCCUUGCUGCUAGAAACAGCCUUACCACCUCGACACGGCAUUCUUGCAAACAGUCCCACCUUUGACAGCGUUGAAUACCGCGGAAAAUUUGAAGCGGUUGAUUCGGCGGAUUUGUCGCCUGAAAUUGUCGACAAUACCGACACCAUCUUCCUUGAUAUCAGACCCUAUACUACAUUUGUAAAAUCUAGGAUCAGAAAGUCAUUGAACCUCUGCAUUCCCACCACCCUUCUCAAACGAGCCUCGUUCCGAAUGCGAAGUAUCUUGGGGUCUAUGACCGUGCCCCACCAAACCAUUUUCCUUGAACACAUUACACAGCCCGUUCUGCACCCUCUAACGAUUAUUGUGUAUGACGAAUCCUCAACCAGCUCAUUCAUCUCCCUACCGUUGUAUAAUACUAUCUUGAAAAUAUUUAACUACGUGUAUCACGAUGAAAAGGUCCCUGAAAUGAAUGUAACCCGUCCUAUUAGACUCAAGUACGUGAACGGCGGAAUCCAACCACUACUUACUAUGCCGGGGCAUCCAAUUAUUGAUGCUGAACUCAUUCAGAAACCAAAAUGCACUGCGAACUUACUCGAGGAUGCUACCAUGCUACUCUCUCAGAACUCUCCUACAUCUGCAACCGCCCCGGGUCCCUUAUCCGGAUUUUCCCUUCCUUCUUCUGCUCCUUUUGCUUCUGCCUUUGCAUCGUCCAUGAAGAAGAAUAAGCCAGCCUUGCCUUCACCCACCCAUCGCACCUCGACAGUCGCAGAAAUGGGCCCAGAGAAAGGAAGAUUAGGUAGCUUGAAAAUCCCGGAAGCCUUCCUUGGGAAGAAGCUUAGUGUCUUGCCACCAUGGUUGAAGGAGAUUGUUACUGCUCAAAGGAAUUCUGACAGGGUUCUUGAGAAGUUUGUGAGGAUAGAGCAGAGCGAAACGGUGAGACUUGAAACUGUUGUAAAGCAAGAAUAUUCCCAAAGCCACGUCUCCGAAGUGUGUUCUCCUUCUGCCCCAUGCCCUUCCUGUGAUAAUACAACGUAUGCAUUGCCAAAGGGGAUUGAAUUCGGCUUUAAGAACAGGUACACCAAUAUUUGGCCCUACGAACACUCCAGAGUUGUUGUUUUAGACUCACCUAAAGCGACGAGCAAGGCUCCCGGAGAUAAUCAUUUAUUGCCUCUUGGCUUCCAAGAUACCUCUAUUUCUAAAAUCUCCCCUUCUCAGACGGAAGAUGACUACCUCAAUGCCAACUAUGUGUAUGUUCCGAGCACUUCUUCCAAUCACUACAUUGCGACGCAGGCUCCACUCCCUGCCACUUUUGAAAACUUUUGGAGGGCAAUUUGGCACAACAAUACGGAGAUGAUUAUUUGCCUCACUGAUUUGAAAGAGAAUGGCGUUAAAAAGUCCGAUAACUAUUGGCGGUCUCACCACUACGAGGCCAGUGGCAUCACAGUUGCCGAAGAAUCUGUCUACGAGGACGACGAUGUUGAAGGCAAUGUCACUGUGCGGAAAUUAAAAAUCACUAAACGGAACCGUUCAAGACAUCUUUACCAGUUGGUAUUUAAAGAUUGGCCAGACUUCGGUGUCCCCCCAUCGGCGAAGAAUAUUUUGAAGUUGGUCAGAUUGAAAGACUCGCUUGCCAAGUCUCACAAGAAAAUCGGGGCCCCGAUUGUGGUCCACUGUUCGGCUGGCUGUGGAAGAACGGGUACCUUUAUUACCGUGGAUAUGGUUUUGCAAUGUUUCCAAACCCACUCAAAAAGCACGAAUUCAACUGCCGUUGAAAACUCUCCAACCUCUGUUUAUACCCAAUCCACUGGUGAUUCUGAUGAUUCGUCUAUCGAUCCCUUGAAUGGCCCAUCUUGUCCGACGUGUUACAAAGAAUUCCCUGUUGCUACCCCUUCUGCUAUUGCGGACAGUGGAGAGCAACAACUCGAAUGUGAAGCAACAAGUGCUGACAAUACCUUGGACGCGUGGGGAGAAACUGAUUUAAUCUACAAGACAGUACAUUCGUUGAGACGCCAGAGAAUCUCUAUGGUUCAGAGCGUGUCACAGUACGCGUUGUGCUACGAGGUGGUGUUGCAAUAUUUGUUGGACACUAAUUUGUGAAUUUGCGUUCCCUUAUUUAGUACACCUGUUUGCUUUAUCUUGAAUCAGACUGUAUAAUCAAAUGGUUGGAAAGCCUAAAAACGGCAGGGGAUACGCUCAGGACUUCACUUCGGUGGUGGCAGAGAAUGCAUUGGGUAUACAACCCUCCACACUUAUAACGUCACGUACUUGUAGUUAACCUUGCAACUAUGCUCGGCAUGUUAUGUUUAUGUUCCUUAGUAGACACAACCAACACCAACAUAUGCAACAAUAUUGUUUGGUGUCCGAGCGCGACCUUAAUCCCCUCCGAUUACGCUUAAAUUUCCAUAAGAAAUAUUUGUUGUGUUAUCUAUUUCCAGCUACGAGCUUUCUCGGUUGCUUCUGCGCCAAGUGGCAUCAAUAUAUUCCCCCGGAAUUUGGUCAAGCAC